AUGGCUACAAUGCUACGGAUGUAUGCAACAUGUCAACAGCUUCAAGCCCAGGCCCAAGCUCAUGCAGCAACAGCCAGUGGUCUUCUUGGCCAUACAGAAUUACAGUUGCAUAUGCCUCCAUCGAUAGCACUUGCAAGCCAAGGGAGUCUGCAGGGUCUCAGACUUCAGCUGACCCUUCUUGAUCGGGAGUUUGAUGAUCUAGAUUAUGAAACUUUAAGAGCUCUGGAUUCGGAUAAUGUUUCUACUGCACCUUCUAUGACUAAAGAAGAGAUAAACGCUCUUCCAGUUCACAAACACAAGGUUAAUGUUGGAGAUGUACUUCGUAGCUUGCCCCGCCUGCAUCAGUUUCAUGCUAAUUGCAUUGAUCCUUGGUUGCGGCAACAAGGAACGUGCCCUGUUUGCAAAUUCCGAGCAGGAUCUGGGUGGAAUGACGGUGGGCAUGAUGAUAUCACAGACAUGGUAUGA
Molecule: messenger RNA, 465 nt
Organism: Vicia faba (fava bean)
Lineage: Eukaryota; Viridiplantae; Streptophyta; Magnoliopsida; Fabales; Fabaceae
Source: the annotation of a GenBank genome assembly